Molecule: messenger RNA, 696 nt
Organism: Akanthomyces muscarius
Lineage: Eukaryota; Fungi; Ascomycota; Sordariomycetes; Hypocreales; Cordycipitaceae
Exons: 2
Coding region: 1-696 (231 amino acids)
Cellular component (GO): cytoplasm
Molecular function (GO): gluconokinase activity
Source: RefSeq, a predicted model, not a curated record
AUGCUGUCCUACGAUUCCCCAGUUGCUGCCAAAGGGCAAGACGCUCCAUCGCCAGCUUCUUUACCAACCACCAUUGUCGGUUCUGCUAAGCAAUCAAGCGCCGCUCAGAUGGGUUCCGAUGCUCCUGCUACGGUUCAGGACCAGCCGUCCCAGUAUCAUCAUAUCUGGCUCGUCACAGGACCUGCUGGAUGUGGCAAGACGACGAUUGCUGAGCACAUUGCAGACGCCAAUAGCAUGCCGUAUAUUGAAGGCGAUUCCUAUCACACGGCUACCAAUGUGGAAAAGAUGAGAACUGGUGUGCCAUUGACAGAUGCGGACAGAUGGGACUGGCUCACGCAGCUUCGCGACGAGUCUAUGCGCCGGCUCAGCGAGGGAGCGCACGGUGUCGUUGUGACUUGCUCAGCUCUGAAGCGCAAGUACAGAGACGUCAUUCGGGUCGCGGCGUACUACGAUAGCAGCAUCCUGAUUCACUUCAUCUACCUGGAUGCGCCAGCAGAAGUGCUUCUGCAACGAGUCUCUGCGCGCCAAGGUCACUACAUGGGAGCCGACAUGGUGCAGAGCCAGUUUGACAUUUUGGAGCGUCCGUCCGCCGACGAGAAGGAUGUCUUCAGCAUCGACGUCAGCCGAUCCAUUGAAGAAGUCAAGCGAGACGCGCUCGCUCAGGUCCACGAGGUGAUGGAUGCAGAGAGCGCCUGA